UCUGGCUGUCCCACCUUUCGUGUUAGCUUAAAGGCAAACACGGGAGCAGUCUGCGUCUGAAUACCGGAACUUGAUCGGACAGAAAUGUCACAAUUCACAAAUCCGUUUUUUUCCAAGCUUGGUCUCUUUAAGAUAACGGAUCUGAUCAAACAUGUCAAACGGACCAGAAGCCCACUGAAUGACAUCAAAUGCCAUCCGAGUCUUGAAGACUUACUCCAGAAUAAAGUGUACUUGGCAGCCUUCCACUCUUAUCUGCAAUCUGAGUUCAGUGAUGAAAACAUCGAGUUCUGGCUGACAUGCGAGAACUUUCGGGCAAAUGCCUCCCAAGACAACCUCCUGUGGAAAGCCAGAGGGAUUUACCAGGAGUUCAUCCAGCCUACAGCCUGUAAAGAGAUCAAUGUGGACCAACACAUUCGCGAAAAGAUCAAGGAAACCUUGGACCGGCCCAGUCCAACAUGCUUCGACGAGGCUCAGAAGCAUGUUUACAUGCUCAUGGAGAGAGACUCCUGCCCGAGAUUCCUGCAGUCUGAGGUUUACCUGAGACUGAAGCAGAAAAACAGAAGCAGGUGGUACAUUUAGACUCGGACCAAAGAAAGUAAAGUUGGAAUUUUGUUGAUUUGCUUUGUGGGCUGGUGAAAGAGAGAGGUAGAAGUCAGUCAGUAGUAGGUUGUCUCCGCUAAGUUGAAAAAAAAGAGACAUUGGGAGACAUUGCUGUAUGUGCAGAAUAAACAAUAGAGCUGAACACCUGAUGAAGCUAAAUAUGAAGGGAACCUGGGAAGUGAAUAAAUGUUGACAGUAAGUGAAAGAAGUGUCAA
Messenger RNA from Syngnathus typhle (broad-nosed pipefish), 815 nucleotides. Its product is annotated as regulator of G-protein signaling 21-like. NCBI's taxonomy places the organism in Eukaryota, Metazoa, Chordata, Actinopteri, Syngnathiformes, Syngnathidae. The transcript is spliced from 4 exons. The record is from RefSeq and is a predicted model, not a curated record. The coding region runs from base 85 to 579 and encodes 164 amino acids.